AUGGCGACGGUGAUAAUGAUAGGCCUCAAAGCUCUUUUCCUUAUCGUGGUAGCCGCAGGCGUCGGACGGCCUGUCCAGGCGCAGACGGCGUCGACCCUGGUGUCUCCGAACUCCACCGCCACCCCUUCGAAUGGCAGUUCCAGCUCGAGUAGCUGGUCCAUUGUCACCCCAACCACACCGUAUUCAACCCGUUAUCCCAUUACCAACCAGACCAUCACCCUUCCAUCCUCCACCGUGGCCUGGCCGCCGAGCAAAACGCAGUCGGGCCAGCCAAGCUACUGCAACAACUGGCACUUUGUCCAGGGAAGCCAGACGUGCGGCAACAUUAUAGGCCUCUACGCUACGUGGAUGUCGGCCGACGACUUUUAUGCCUGGAACCCGGCCGUCGGCCAGGACUGCUCCGGCCUGUUCGUGCACUACUGGGUGUGCGUGGGCAUCCGGCCGCAGACGCAGAUCUCGCUGCCGUACGAAACGGGCAACACGACGGUCGUGCUGCCGCCCUACUUUACCUGGACGCCCAAGCCCACUCCGACAGACCCGCCCAACUUCGGGGUACCCACGCCGACUCAAGGGCCACUCCCGAAAAACUGCCUAACUUACUUCCGGGCCGGCAGCGGCGACACGUGCGCUAGUGUCGUCAAAGAGUACCCCAUGGUGACGCAGAAGCAGUUCCUGGACUGGCACCCCUUCCUCAACGGCAACUGCAAUGGCCUCUGGGCUGGAUACUGGUACUGCGGCAUUGCCUUUGACUGGGAUGAUGUGCCCAUGCCGCCCACCGUCACGACCAAGCCGUCACCCAUGCCGACGGGUAUUGCGUCCAACUGUGCCGCCUGGUACCUGACAACGGUCGCCGACACGUGCGACCUGAUCACCCAGAUGUUCGGCACCUUCUCCACGGCCGACUUUAUCGGCUGGAACCCGUCCGUACGGAGUGACUGCUCCGGCAUCGUAAUGGAGAGUUACUAUUGCGUCGGCGUCCCGGGCACCCCGACAACGCGAAUCACGCCCGUUACGAAGCCGACGACGACCCCGGCCGAGGACCUCCCGACCCAGGAGGGAAUCGCGCUCGACUGCGCCAGCUUCUGGCUCGUCUCGAGUGUCGACAAAUGCAACACCAUCGCCUCCCGGAGUGGCAUCAGCCUGGGCGACCUUAAAGCCUGGAACCCGGCUCUUGGGGACGCCUGCGGCGGUCUCAAGCCUGACUUUUACGUCUGCGUCGGGCGGAAGUCGAGCACAACCAGGCCAUCAUCAGCUACCGUGACUAAAACUACCACAGGCAGCACGUCAUCAUCAGCCUCCAUGACCGGAACAACCACAAGCAGCGGGCCCGGCGCGACGCCCACACCAAUCCAAGGUGGCAUGGUAAGCGGGUGCAAGAAGUUCUACCUUGUGAAGUCUGGGGACGGGUGUCGGGCGAUUGCCAACAACCACGGCAUCGCUCUCAGCGACUUUUAUCUCUGGAACCCGGCCGUGAAUAACGGGGGCGAGUGCGCCGAGCUUUGGCCGGACGUGUACGUGUGCGUUGGGGUAUAG
Molecule: messenger RNA, 1533 nt
Organism: Gaeumannomyces tritici R3-111a-1
Lineage: Eukaryota; Fungi; Ascomycota; Sordariomycetes; Magnaporthales; Magnaporthaceae
Exons: 2
Coding region: 1-1533 (510 amino acids)
Source: RefSeq, a predicted model, not a curated record